AUGCGUAUUGCAGCUGGACGGAGCUUUGGUACACAGGCAGCAUUUAUCGCCAUACCUGUGAACUUUGCAUCCCUCGGUUGUGAUGUUCUAAUUUCGGCGACACUGUGCUGGAUGUUCCAUGCACAUCGCUCUGGAAUGAAGAGAUCCAACUCGAUCAUCAACAAGCUCAUUAUAUUUGCCAUCAAUCGAGCGAUUGCAAUGAGCUUAUGCUCAGCGUUAACAGUGGCUUUGAUUAACAAUGAGGCGCAAGCUCCAGGAGGAGAACGACCGUUCUAUCAAUCUGUCACAGGUGGUCAAUGA
Messenger RNA from Psilocybe cubensis, 300 nucleotides. RefSeq lists its product as uncharacterized. NCBI's taxonomy places the organism in Eukaryota, Fungi, Basidiomycota, Agaricomycetes, Agaricales, Agrocybaceae. The record is from RefSeq and is a predicted model, not a curated record. Bases 1 to 300 code for a protein of 99 amino acids. The transcript is spliced from 5 exons.